GAAAAUGGAAGUACUCUACGAAUAAGUGCGUUUAACCGGUCUGUUUUCCCCAAGCCCUGUAUCCAUCAAACAGCCUCGGAAAUAAAAAGUCCCGAAAUAGUUUAGUUCUUGAGGAUUGAUAUUUGUUUGUAUGUGAUAUGUAGCUGGUAGAGGGAAACUUCUGCUGUCAAGGACAAGGAAUGAAGUUGAGAUAUAGGUAAACCUCCUUUGAGUUUUUGUCAGCUAGUUAUCAUUUGGUGACACAUUCAAUAAAUUAGCCGACAGAAGUUGGAGCUCUGCGAAACAGUGGUCAUCUAGGGUCUAGAUGUGAUACCUUCAUGUCAACUGCGAGGACACUUAUUCUUUGUGCCAACUGAGUCAUCUAUGUGACGAACAUCUACCCUGACUACAGAGUGCCUCAGAUGCCUAUGAAGUUUUCUCCGGACUGCUUUUACUUUGAGUAACAAUGAAGUGUCGGAUGCAUCACCUCCUUCUCGUUGUGACACUGCAGUUCCUAUCAUCUACCCUGGCACAGUUUGAACCACGUACAUCUUACGUCCGUAUAUCUCCACCGGAGGGAAUUCAGAGCUUGCAGGGACUUCACCAGAAGCUUCGUUGUGAUGCCAGUUACAUGGGGGAACCAGUGGACAUUGUGUGGUCAAAAAACGACCAAGAAAUACCAGACACAAAUCCUAGAAUAACUAUCGACGAGAAUGUCAACCGGAUGGACACAGCUUCCUUCUCAAUUUUAACCAUUCUGAACACGAGGGUCAGCGACAGCGGGCGCUACAGCUGUCGUGUGAUGCCCCCCGGCAGAGGCAUAUCUACCGUGAUCGUCACCAUAUAUGAACGCCCACAGGUCAGUGGGAGUCCAGCUCAGCUGUUGUCUCCGGACAAAAACAUGACACUGAUGUGCCAGAUGACGCCGGACCUCGUCGAGUACGGGGCCAAAAUUUUCUGGCACAAAGAGGGUCGCUUUGUGGGUACAAGGGGAUUUAUAGACGUCGAUGCCAACGGUUCUCCGGAUGUUUUUAUAUCACCCAACGGAUCCCUCACGAUCAUCAAUCCACAGCCUGUCUUUGGUGGGACAUACACCUGUCGUGUGAGGUACACUGUGUAUGGUAGAAUCAACUACUUGUCUAAUGACAUCAAAGUCUACGUCAAUAUCUCAGUCCAAACUGAGCCUUACAAUUGGUACAACGCGAACUCACGGCGCCCUCUGCAGCUUCAGUGCAUCGUUGAGGGAUUUCCGUACGCCGAAGUCUUCUGGAGUUACCAGGGCAACCGAAUUUGGGGCAGUGACAUGGUUAAUAACGUCACAUUGAUGACAAGACCACUGGACCACGUGACCAUGCUGUCCACGCUGUCCAUCCGGCGUCUUCCGGGCAAUUUUAACGUCACACAUUUCAUGUGUACGGGCAGUAAUCAGUUCGGCGUGGACCAGAAGGUGGCAUCGGUGGUUAACACGGAGCGUGUCUUCAGCCCGUACGGGAUUGGCGCCUCAUCAGCAGUGAUGCAAUCUGCAACCGUCUGCGUUAUUACAUUAAUUCUCUGUGUUCUACUUAUAAUGAACUGAACACAAAUUAGUUGCCACUUGCAACUUGUAACAUGCAUUACUUCUGUGUGUAUAUGGUUCAGAGGUUUGCAAUAAAGUUUAAAGUACGUAACCCUUAUAAAACUUGUCGUGGGCAGUAGGGUGUAAUGAUUGUUUCUCGUAACCUCAGGUGGAGAACUUCCUACGAGGACAACAGUAAUGUUUGAGGAUGAGAAGCGAAUUGGCUCUAUUGGGUUGGAAUGCUCCCACAAACGCCAUACAUCCAGUGGCGUAGCUGGGAUUUUACGAGGGGGGGC
This is a messenger RNA of Acanthaster planci (crown-of-thorns starfish), 1830 nucleotides long. RefSeq names its product neural cell adhesion molecule 1-like. NCBI's taxonomy places the organism in Eukaryota, Metazoa, Echinodermata, Asteroidea, Valvatida, Acanthasteridae. The record is from RefSeq and is a predicted model, not a curated record.